Molecule: messenger RNA, 1207 nt
Organism: Zingiber officinale
Lineage: Eukaryota; Viridiplantae; Streptophyta; Magnoliopsida; Zingiberales; Zingiberaceae
Exons: 6
Coding region: 312-1004 (230 amino acids)
Source: RefSeq, a predicted model, not a curated record
GACCCUUCUCCCAACUCCUAUCUUCCGAUCGUUUUUGAUCCCGAACCCUUCUCCCAACUCCUCAUCUCACGCGACCUUCUCCAUCCAACUCCUCUCCGGCAAACCCCUCUCUGGAAAACCCCUCUCCGUGAACCACUCCUCCGAACUCCUCUCCGUCAAGACCACACCUUCGUCAAGCGGCAGAUCCCGGUGCUGAGGCGAUCGACCACGACAGAUCGACCCAUCUCUUCGCCUCCUUCGCCCCCGACAUUGAGGCGGUGACUUGUAUGAGGACAAGAUGAGCGUGAGUCCAGUGUCGGCCUCGGACACCCAUGGCAACCUGGACGAGCAGAUCGCGCAGCUCAUGCAGUGCAAGCCGCUCGUCGAACAGGAGAUCUGAGGUUGAGUGGGUGUUUAGCAAUUUACAGAUCUGCGAUGCUGUUAUGGUGUGUGAUUUGGCUGAGAUGUUUGUUUCUAGUGAUUAUUGGGAUCUGCUGUCUAGCGCUUUCGGCAUGAACUCCAAAGGAAGUCCAAAGGAAACCCUUACGAUCUUGCUUCGAAGAGUGUCCAUGUCUUCGUUUGUCGCCGCCGAUCUCGGCCGUCUCCUCCCAGCGCUCUCGGCGACGCAAAGAAAUCCUCGACCAGACUCUCCUUCUUUCAGUUCCGCUUCGAAAUCCCUGAUCUCUUUCUCCUCUUCAUUUCGAGGAGCUCCUUCCACUUCUGCGGAAGUCGGCGCAAGGAAUGGGCGUGCGCCUGUCUUGGCAGCGGGCACCAAGCAUCUGAUGGGCUCGUUGUCGAAGACUGAAGGUCUCAAGUUUGCGGUGGUUAGGGUGCUUUGCGAAAAAGCUAAGGAGGUUUUAAUGGAAGAAAGCAAUGUUCAGGCAGACAUUACUUCUUUUAAGUGGAUACAGGACAGCCGAGAUCAGUACACUAAGGAGCGUCUGGAUUCAGCCAACUGUUCAAUCUGUUCAAAGCUCACAAAGAUCCUAGACAAAAUCCAAUUGCUUAUUCCUGUAAUAGAUUGAGAAAAACAAGCUACUUCUUCAGUAUUGUGGUAGUAAUUACUGUACUGUUUUGUCCCGUUCUCAAGCCGAUAAUAAUAUUUGAGUGUAGCUAGUAGAAGUAAACAUAUUGUUGGCUUCGAGGUCGGCUAGUAAUUUUGUGCUCUUUUGUUUUAUUUGUGAAUAUCACUAUCUACUUUGAAACAAAAUUAGUGUUAAUUUUGAUA